This is a messenger RNA of Andrographis paniculata, 1721 nucleotides long. RefSeq lists its product as uncharacterized. Gene Ontology annotation, biological process: protein folding. NCBI's taxonomy places the organism in Eukaryota, Viridiplantae, Streptophyta, Magnoliopsida, Lamiales, Acanthaceae. The record is from RefSeq and is a predicted model, not a curated record. Gene Ontology annotation, molecular function: adenyl-nucleotide exchange factor activity; protein homodimerization activity; protein-folding chaperone binding. The coding region runs from base 137 to 1132 and encodes 331 amino acids. The transcript is spliced from 3 exons. Gene Ontology annotation, cellular component: chloroplast.
CACACCCAUAUCACACGUGCUGCAAUCAAUUCGUGCCUUCCUUCGUCCUCCAGUGAAGGCUGCCCUUGCCCUUCCCCUUCCCCUAUCUUUCGCCUUCCCCUGCCCUCUGUUUUUUAAAACUAGCUAGAUUCUGUAAAUGGCCGCUUUGGCUUCUCUUGCCAACACUUGUUCAUCUAUUCACACACUGCAAAAUUUUCAUUUUUUGUCUUCCUCUAGACCACCCACUAGCCUUACCAUUUUUGUUCAACACGGUAAGAAUGGAGGGUCAUUUCCCCCGACACCCAUUUCAUCUCUAUCCGUAUCGUCUUUUUCCUAUCUGAAUUCGUACGUUAUGCUUGGGACUUCGAGGGUUACGACUCCUGCCCACAAGUAUGGCGCUGGCAGCCCUUCCAUUUUCAAGCCUUUCUCAACCCAGCAAGGAAAUCACCCCCACCAAGCAAACAGUGUAGAUGGUUCAGAUGAGUUCAUGGUGGUAGAAAGUGGAGCAGAUAAAAAGAUGUCUUCAAGUCUUGGCCCCCUUGUGGAGGCAUACAAAAAGGCAAUCUUAGAGGGAGAUGGAAAAACUAUAUACGAAGUUGAGGAAAUGAUAAUUAUGAUUGAGAAAGGGAGAAAUGACUUGGUCCAGAAAGUUUCACAUUUGUCUGCAGAGAUAUCUUCCAGAAAAGAAAAAUGUGUUCGAUUGCAAGCUGAUUUUGAUAAUUACAGAAAAAGAUCUGAAAAAGAGAAAUUGACUGUAAGAAGUGAUGCUCAAGGAGAAAUGAUUGAGUCCUUGUUGCCAAUAGUUGAUAGUUUUGAGAGAGCCAGGCAACAGAUCAAACUAAUAACUGACAAGGAAAAAAGUAUUGAUGCAAGUUAUCAAGGCAUAUACAAGCAGUUCGUGGAAAUUAUGAGGAGUUUAAGGGUGGCUGUUGUCCCCACAGUUGGGAAGCCAUUUGAUCCUUCGGUGCACGAGGCGAUUGCUCGAGUGGAGUCGCAACAGUUCAAGGAAGGAAUUAUCGUACAAGAGUUGCAUAGAGGUUUUUUCCUUGGAGACCGGUUGUUAAGACCUGCCGUGGUCAAGGUCUCUUCCGGACCUGGCAAAAAGAAACCUUCAGUGCAGCAGGCUAGAGUUUCAGUUGCUGGAAUGGAAUAGAAAACUGAUUUUACACCCAUGGAUGCACACACACACACACACACACAUAUAUAUAUAUGUAUAAUGACUAUUAUUCCCUGGAGCACAAGUUUCCGGAGUGGCAAAUUUUCCUUGGCAUUGCGGGUUUAAACAUACAUGUAUUCUCCAAAAGUUGUUUUAUGUCGUCUCAUGUAAUGUAAGAGUUGGGGAGGACACUGACCCACUUGCUCACUCACUCAUUCACUGUAAGGAGAUUUGAGAGGUUGAGGAGUGAGAGGAUUCCUGUAUCCGGAAAAGUAGACCAGACCAGUCCAGUCUAGUCUUCAACAACAUGAGGAAAAGUUGAGUUGUGUGUAAUUGCCCUGUCCUGCCGGUGCCCAUCCUCCUCCAUCAUCCUCUACUCGAUCUUUCUUGAAAUUCAAUAUACAGAGAGAGAGAGAGAGAGAGGUGAAGAGAUGAGAUGUAAACUUACUAGUUAGUUAGACUUUUGAGUAUCCACGAUUCAGGAACAAAGGCAAAAUCAGUUUUUGCAAUCAUUCAUUCAUGCCUAGCUCUACCAAAACAAGUCUAAGCAAAUGACAUAGUAGUAGUAUUUCUUUAUAUUAUUGCA